AUGGAAGACAAGUACUGCCUGGUAGUAUUCGGCUUUGACGCCAGACUACAGGAUGUUCUGCGCAAUAUGGAGUACCUUAUCCCAGAAGUUAGAGAGACAGAGUAGAGGGUGGCGCUUCAAACUGAUCUCUGGAAGGAGGACCUCAACGAAAUUCGACCCUUCUGGAGUGAGGAAAUCCUGACCACCAACAAGCGCCAAGGGGAACAGCUAGAGUUGCUGAUGCCGUACCUGGGAAAUCAGCCCUCAGAGGAAUUGGUAAGCGAACUGGAGACUGAGGUGUGGCUAGAUGAUUCCUACACAGCCCUGUGCUGGCAUGCCUACCACUUCUACCCGUGGCUGAUCGAGUAUAAGUGUAUUGAGGGGGGAGACUACGAUAGCCCUGGUUUGUUGUGGGAGACUAUGGAAACUAGUCUCUGGUUCGGAGAAGCCGACAUUGCUCGAUUCUGGUCCAUCCGAGCUGAGCGGGCAGACAAUUGGAACCUUACUGAGAUCGAUGCCAUUCCGCCAGACCUAUCUUUUCUUGCCAACUGGGAGUGGGAACUAGAACAGGAUUAUGUUUGCCUAUUCCAACGGGCAACGCCACCUGUAUCUGACAUGAUGGGGUGUAUGAACUGUACACCACCGGGAGCGUUGAGUUUCAUCCCUCCUCCCCAGCAACUAA
Messenger RNA from Pelobates cultripes (western spadefoot toad), 661 nucleotides. Lineage: Eukaryota; Metazoa; Chordata; Amphibia; Anura; Pelobatidae. The record is from the annotation of a GenBank genome assembly.